This is a messenger RNA of Eupeodes corollae, 485 nucleotides long. RefSeq names its product peptidyl-prolyl cis-trans isomerase NIMA-interacting 4. Lineage: Eukaryota; Metazoa; Arthropoda; Insecta; Diptera; Syrphidae. The coding region runs from base 60 to 452 and encodes 130 amino acids. Gene Ontology annotation, biological process: rRNA processing. The record is from RefSeq and is a predicted model, not a curated record. Gene Ontology annotation, molecular function: DNA binding; peptidyl-prolyl cis-trans isomerase activity. The transcript is spliced from 2 exons.
ACUGACAAGUUUUGAGUAGAAGCUCGAAGACCACUAGUCGAAUUUAAAUAAAAUCUGCAAUGCCUCCGAAAAAGGACACAAAAGGAAAAGAUAAUAAAGGCGGUGGCAAGAAACCUGCAGCUGGCGGAGAUUCCGAAAAAGGCAAGGAAAAGAAAGGAGGUAAUGCUGUGAAAGUACGUCACAUCCUUUGCGAGAAACAAGGCAAGAUCAUGGAAGCCAUGGAGAAACUGAAAGCCGGACAGAAAUUUCCCGAAGUUGCGACUGCAUACAGUGAAGACAAAGCCCGACAAGGCGGCGAUUUAGGAUGGCAAAUACGUGGUGCCAUGGUUGGACCAUUUCAAGAUGCCGCAUUUGCACUGCCAAUCUCAACUGUAAACAAUCCAGUCUAUACUGAUCCUCCAAUUAAGACUAAAUUCGGUUACCACAUAAUCAUGGUCGAGGGAAAAAAAUAAACUUAAUUUUUUAGUAAAAAAAGAAAAAAACAA